GAAAGUUGGGCAUAACACCAGAGACUAUACACUUUUACACCUCUUUUAGUGGUCAUAUACAUAAGACUUUACCAGAGCACAGCAACGAUGGGCGCUGGGUGCUCGCGAACCGUGCAUGCCGAGCCGGCUAACGUAGCGCCAAUUGUACAAGCGAAGUCUGUGCCCAAGGGCAGUGACGAAUCCACGCCAUGGGUGCCAGAAAAGAAAGUGGUGGAGAAGGAAGCCCCCGAGGAGUCCAAUGUGGUCGUAGUUGUGGCGCCAGCGUCGCGUACCCAGUCGAGGAAGGCUCCCGAAGAGACGACCGCAUAUGGAGGCAGCACGCGCAAGCUGACGAUUCUCCACUUCAACGACGUAUAUAAUAUUGAGCCACAGGAUCGUGAGCCUAAAGGUGGAGCAGCGCGCCUAUGCGCCAAGGUCAAGGAGUUCCGCGCCAACGGCAGCAACCCGCUUGUCCUCUUCUCUGGCGACGCCUAUAACCCGUCGCUGAUGUCCACCAUCACACUGGGGAAGCAAAUGCCGCCCGUGCUGAACGAGAUUGGCGUAAACGUUUCCUGCGUUGGGAACCACGACUUUGAUUACGGUCUGGAGAACAUGAUGAAGCUCAACUCACAGUGCAACUUCCCCUGGCUCAUGGCGAACGUGAUUGAGCGCGGCCAAGAGUUCCCCUACGGUGGCGCGGGCACGACGUGGCUGCAGGACUGGAACGGCAUCAAGGUCGGCAUUGUGGGCCUGGUGGAGGAGGAGUGGCUGGAGACGCUGGGCGCGGUGAACGUGGCGGACAUGGAGUACAAGGACUUCAUUGAGGUCGGCCGCGCGGCGGCACGGGAGCUCAAGGCAAAGGGCGCGGAGGUGCUGAUUGCGCUGACGCACAUGCGCGAGCCCAACGACCGCAAGCUGGCCGCCGAGGUGCCCGAGUUCCACCUGGUGCUGGGCGGCCACGACCACCACUACGUGUCGGCCUUCAUCGAGCCGCACAACAACCUGAUGGUCAAGAGCGGCACCGACUUCCGCGACAUGUCGCUGAUCGAGGUGGAGUUCCCCAACGGCAGCACCACGGACCCCAAGAUGUCGGUGGAGCGACUGGUCAUCGACGGCUCGGUGCCGGAGGACCCGGCAGCCAAAGAGAUUGUGAACGAGUACAUGAAGCUGAUGGGCGAGAAGAUGGACGAGGACAUUGGCGAGUCGCUGGAGCCGCUUGACGGCCGCUUCCAGACGGUGCGGAACCGCGAGUCGAACCUCGGCAACUUCGUGGCGGACGCUUGGCGCAAGGCGGCAGGCGCAGACAUUGCCAUCCUCAACUCCGGUUCACUACGCUCGGACAUGAUCCACCCAGCGGGUGUGAUCAAGGCCAAGGACUUCGUUUCCAUCCUGCCCAUGGUCGACACGACUGAAGUGCUGGAGUGUACGGGAGCGCAGGUCAUCACGGCGCUUGAGAACGGCGUGUCAAUGUGGCCCAAGCUGGAGGGCCGCUUCCCCCAGGUGUCGGGCGUGAAGUUCAGCUUCGACCCCAGCAAGCCCCCGGGCUCACGCAUUGUGCCCGGCUCGGUGUACAUCUGGGAGUUUGAAUCGGAGCCGGUGCCCAUGGAGCUGGACCACAAGUACAAGGUGGCGGUCAAGGAGUACCUGGCGCAGGGCAGGGACGGCUACGACGUAUUCACGCAAUGCAAGGUGUUGGUGGACGAGGAGGCCGGUGUCGUGAUUCCGUCAACGGUCAAGAAUCACUUCAUUCAGUUGCGUGUCCUCAACAAGUGGGACGGGCGGAAGAUCUACCUGCGCUCGCUCACGAACCGCUGGCUCAAGCAGACCAAGUCCAGCAAGAGCCUCAACAACCUGGCGGCCCUCGACACGGGCGGCGCGGACGACAGCACCACGCCCACGCAGCGCACCCAGGCGCGCACGCACGGCCUAGCAGUGCCCCAUCCCGACGGCGGCCACUACUGUAUCGCUCCCCGUGUGGAGGGCCGCAUCGUCAAUGUGCUGGAGGCCGUGUAAGUGGCCGCGUGCGGUCAUCGCGCGUAAUGAUUCAGAUACUGAGUGCAUGUAGUGAGCUUGAGCGUGUGUGAGUGGGGGCAGCGAGCCAGCGACACUUGUAGGGUUGACCGGGACAAGCGCAUGGGCGAAGACAGGAAGGCCUAGGGGGUAUAAGGACGGUUUGCAAAGGUGCUGGCGGAGUAGUGACGGCACAUCGGUAGCUGAAUCACAGGGUGCAUGGCAUUGAAGCAUGCUUGAUUUUGCUACAUCUGAUGACGGGGGGGGGGGCGGCAGCACGAAGCUUCUGAACUGUGGUUGUGCAUUUAUAUUUUGCUUUUGGGGCAGCAUGUACUGUUGCAUUGAGCGGUUGAGCAGACAUGCGAGCGUGAAAUCAGCGGCUGCAGCGGCAUGCGCUAGGUGCAGAGGCACACGCAUUCAUUAGGUGCUUGCGCAGGAAUGCGUGCCUUGACAAGCACACAUGGUCCACCAGGAACGACGCAAACUGCUUUCACAUGACAAUUAUGCUGCUGUGAUGGCAGUACAGCACUGAGAACAUUUUCUACCCGGACAACUCCACGACAUUGCUCUUCUUGCGCAGUGAUGGUGUCAGAGACCAGAGACCAUAGGCCAUGUUGUGAAACUAGACAUCAGAUGGUGGCGGGCUUGUGGCCUUUACUAGGACGGUGGGCACUGAACGUUUCCAGGUUGCUGGUGUAAUAGUGGCGCUUGCCGUUUUGUGUGAGUAUGGAAGUAGCGUGGCCGUCAACAUCUUGUUUGGACCAGGAGAGGCGUGUACUGAGGUGCGGAUGUCAUCAACAUGUGUUUAGUAGGGAAGCUGUGUUCCUGCCACUUUAGGAGGCUGCGAAGGGGAGGUUCUGGCGCUGCGUGCUGUUUGGGGAGGACAGAUCGGGCACUCAGGCAGGGAGCAGAGGACAGGGGCGUGCACAGCACCCCUGGCAGCGGACAACGGCAUGCAAACUGGACUAAGGCGCGGGAUUGCAGACUGUAACACGAGGGGAGGCGGCUUCGGCGGCCGAUAGACCCCAUAGCG
This is a messenger RNA of Chlamydomonas reinhardtii, 3022 nucleotides long. RefSeq lists its product as uncharacterized. The coding region runs from base 88 to 1992 and encodes 634 amino acids. The record is from RefSeq and is a predicted model, not a curated record. Lineage: Eukaryota; Viridiplantae; Chlorophyta; Chlorophyceae; Chlamydomonadales; Chlamydomonadaceae. The transcript is spliced from 15 exons. Gene Ontology annotation, biological process: nucleotide catabolic process. Gene Ontology annotation, molecular function: hydrolase activity.